Messenger RNA from Meriones unguiculatus (Mongolian gerbil), 430 nucleotides. RefSeq names its product prostate and testis expressed protein 3-like. The coding region runs from base 1 to 330 and encodes 109 amino acids. The record is from RefSeq and is a predicted model, not a curated record. The transcript has 3 exons. NCBI's taxonomy places the organism in Eukaryota, Metazoa, Chordata, Mammalia, Rodentia, Muridae.
AUGGGAAAUUUACAGGAACUGGGCAUUGUUCUGCUAUUCUGCAUGCAAACUGCUUUAGCUCUCAGGUGUAGAGAAUGUACAUCCUAUUUAUAUCAAGAAUGUAGACAUAAAGUAAGAACAUGUAUUGCAGAAGACGAUGAAUCUUGUAUGACUACUAGACUCUGGCUUCUACCGUUCAAAGUAAAUGAGCCAGAGGAUGGAUAUUCUAAGUGCCAGAAAAACUGUACAAGAGAUGAUUAUAACUACGAUGAUCAUGCCGUAUUGAUAUCCUGUUGUGAUACAUAUGACUUUUGCAAUGAUAUCAGUGUGCCAAUUGAUGAAUGGUAUUGAAGAACCUUCAGAUUAUUUUAUGGCUUCCUCAUGUCUUCCUCAUCUUCUUUCUAACUUAAAUUUCUAUUUCAAUUUCAUUUUUACUUUAGACUAAAGACUU